AUGUCUAUGAUCACAGCAACAGCUUGGGUCCCUCGUGGCUUCGCAGCUCCUUUUCCAACAAAAUACAACUUUGACGAGGAAGAAUUUCAGCGGAUUGCUGAUCUCGCGAAGUUGCAAUUGGAUGAUGCGAACGAGGAUUUGGAGGAAGCGCAAAACACAGCAGAAAAUGGCGCAGAUCCAGAUGCUAUGGUAGAUGAUGAAGGCUCAGAUGAUGAAGCCGUUUCAAAAGGGGUGAAGUCAAAAGCUGAGGAAGAUGAUGAUUUAAAAGAAUACGACUUGGAUCAUUACGAUGAUGAUGUUGAAGAGGACAAGGAAGGUGGUGAGGGCAUGGGUAUGUUUGGAAAUGUAAAGUCUCUUGCAUACCACGAAUCGAAUGAAGAGGAUCCAUAUAUUACGAUGGCAGGGAAUGCUGAGGAUGAAGACGAGGACAGGGAAGAACUUCAAAUAUUGGCAACAGACAAUAUGCUACUGGCGGCAAAGAUAGAGGAUGAGGUUGCACAUCUUGAGGUGUAUGUUUACGAAGAUGAAGCUGAUAACCUCUACGUACAUCACGAUAUAAUGUUACCGGCAAUACCAUUAUGUCUGGAAUGGCUCGACUUGCCUGUCGGAAAACCCAGUGUUGAUAAGGACUCGAGGGCGAAUUUCGUCGCCGUUGGAACUUUCGAUCCGGAUAUUGAGAUUUGGGAUUUAGAUACAGUCGAUUGCAUGUAUCCUAAUGCUAUUCUAGGGCAAGGUGGACAAAACAAAGGUGGAGAUGAAGGAGCUAAGAAGAAGAAGAAGAACAAGAAGUCGAAAAAGGCCAAUGACAAAUUUCACGUGGAUGCAGUUCUCUCAUUAGCUGCCAAUAGACAUCACCGAAACCUACUAGCCUCUUCAUCGGCAGAUAAGACAGUUAAGCUUUGGGAUUUACACACUACCACAUGCGCGAAGUCGUACACACAUCAUACAGACAAAGUAUGCUCGUUAGCCUGGCAUCCAAAGGAAUCCACUGUUCUGCUGAGUGGUAGUUAUGAUAGAACGGUGGUAGCUGCAGAUAUGAGAGCCCCAGAUGCGAAAGCACCCAGAUGGGGAGUAGAAAGUGACGUUGAGAAUGUCCGCUGGGACCCUCACGACCCAAAUUACUUCUAUGUCUCAACUGAAAGUGGUGUCAUUCACUUCCACGAUAUCCGGAAAGCACCAGCAAACCCCACUGCCACUAAACCAGUAUGGAUGCUACAAGCACAUGACGAUUCUGUCUCUGCCUUCGAUAUAAACCCUACUAUUCCUGGAUUUUUGGCUACCGGAUCAGGAGAUAAGCAAGUUAAGCUCUGGAACAUACAGCCCACCGGACCUACAAUGGUAGUAUCACGAGAUUUGGAUGUUGGAAAGGUUUUCUCAACAACCUUUGCACCAGACGAAGAGGUUAGUUUCAGACUGGCUGUAGCAGGCAGUAAAGGACUCGUACAAGUUUGGGACUGCAGUACCAACCCCGGUGUGCGACGCGCAUUUGCGGAUAGAGUGGCCCCUAUCGAAGGAGAAAUAAAGGAAAGGUUAGUGGGAGUACAAAAUGAUAGCGAGUCGGAAGAUGAUGACGAAGAGCUUGAAGAAGGCGAUGGAGGUGAAGUUGAGUCUAUGGACGAGGAUGAUUAA
Sclerotinia sclerotiorum 1980 UF-70 is the source of this 1629-nucleotide messenger RNA. RefSeq lists its product as hypothetical. The transcript is spliced from 2 exons. Gene Ontology annotation, molecular function: protein binding. Lineage: Eukaryota; Fungi; Ascomycota; Leotiomycetes; Helotiales; Sclerotiniaceae. The coding region runs from base 1 to 1629 and encodes 542 amino acids. Gene Ontology annotation, biological process: rRNA processing. Gene Ontology annotation, cellular component: nucleus. The record is from RefSeq and is a predicted model, not a curated record.